Schistocerca americana (American grasshopper) is the source of this 1796-nucleotide messenger RNA. RefSeq lists its product as uncharacterized. Bases 268 to 1749 code for a protein of 493 amino acids. Lineage: Eukaryota; Metazoa; Arthropoda; Insecta; Orthoptera; Acrididae. The record is from RefSeq and is a predicted model, not a curated record. The transcript is spliced from 5 exons.
GGAGCAGAGCUUCGCUGCGCCCCGAGAAGGCGGCCCAGGUCAUUGACAGCACUCGCCUCACUGCUCAGGAAUCCGUGCGGUCCCCCACUCCCCCUCCCCAGAGGGAAGCAGGUACCGCUACAGCCGGCUCCGGCCCAACCCGCCCUCGCCGGCAGUCGUCGCUGACGAGCAGACGCUGGCGCACCACCUCCGAGCGAUGUCGCAAACGACGCACUGAAGGCGGAGAAAAACUAUCGUGAGUUCUAACGAGAGAGACUUCAGAGUGAGAUGGGCGGGCUGUGGCGACUCGUGCUGUGUUUACUGUCCUCCGCGCUGCUGGCGGCAUCGGAGGAGGAGAACCCCUUCGUGGAGAUGGCGAAGACUUUUUUGAAAGAGCAGAUGCAAGGCCAGGGGGGCAGCUCCGGCGCCGGCGGGGCUCUGGGCGCCGUCGGCGCCAUGAUGCAGAGUUUCAUGCAGGGCGGGGGCGGUAGACAGCUGGGAGACCUGCUCAAGGACUCGGACUUCGUGGCCACAGUGGGCUCGGCCCUGGCCGGCGCCGCGGGCAAAGAGGCCUACGGCGACAGCCCCAACUCGGGCGUCAUAGACCCGCAGCUCAUCGCCGACCUGGUCGGCGCGUUCACGUCCGGCCACAGCGACGAGAACAACAAUGACGUGAAGCAAGGCCGCGACCUCCGAGACGAACGGAGGCCGCAGCAGCAGGGGCAAGUGGACUGGAGCAGCAUGCUGGACCUCGCCCUCAGCUUGGCCGGAGGUACUCAGCAGGACCAGCCACGAGGCGGAGGCAACCCUCUGCAGGGGCUGCUCGGUCUCUUGCCGGCCCUCAUGCAGGCCGCCAGCAGUGGCGAAGCGCCGAGGGCCGAAGGAGCCGGCCUCAGCGAGGCCAGACCCUCUCUGUUCGCCCCCGUGCUGGCAGCUUUCCGCGACUACUGGGAGCACUUCAUGAGCUCCGAACUGGGCCAGACGCUGUGGAAGACCAGUGGCCUGGAGGCCACGUUCAGGCUGUUCACCGACAAAGACGGAAAUCUCGAUACGGAACGCAUAUACAGGUCUUUGGAGAACGCCAGCUUCCGGAAGCGGUGGGUGCGCAGUCUGGCGACCUACGUCUCUGAGUGGAUCGCUCACGUUUCAGAUCCUUCUACGCAAAAAAGGUACUUAACAACAGCACAAUUCAUGGGAAAUGGAUUUCUUAAGGCGCAAGGCUAUCCUAAAUCCGUGAUGUUUGAUCCUGCAAGACCAUCAGAAUCUCUCACUCGCAUCGUAAAUGCAGUUUUUAAGAAACAAUUUGGUUUAAAAAUUGACUCAGCAACUUACAUAAAACCAGCUGUUGCUUAUCUUCAGGAAGUCUUCAAGCUGGGACAGGCGAAAGGUCUCAGCUUAUCACACCUUAGUCCAAAGGAGAUUGAAGACAAACUUACAGACACAAUAAGUGGUCACAUAAUUGAACCAGCAAUGAGGGUCUGGAGAGCUUACUGGUACGCAACAAGGCACCCUCAGUGUGAGGAGUAUGUAAUAUGUACUGUCAACCAGAGAGAUACUGCGACAGAAGGGGGUUUGAAGCCUGGUGUCACUAAAUUAUCCAGCAUGGUUGCCAUAUGGAUCCUGUCAAGCAACAAUGGGAAUUCUUUCUGGAAGCUUUACAGUGCUGCUGUUGAAGGUCAUGAUUGCACAAUUCAGUACCCUGCAAACUGUGGAACAUUUCAUGAAGAAGACAUCAAAGCAACGACAGAAUAUAUUCACAGUGAGCUGUAAUGCAUAUCAUCCUACUUCCACAAAUAAAUUAUACAUUUUAAACCAAA